AUUUAAUUAUUGUUAAAAGAAAAACAAUCAACUGCUUGAAGCCAGCAUUUGGCUUUUUCUUUGUAUAUUCACCACUAUCAUCCAUCCAGCACGGAUACAUCAAGUUUCUGCGUGAUGGUUCAUAUUUGAGUCGAGUUACCAUUUGAUGCCUGCCCUGUUACAACUAGCUGUUGAAAAUUCAAGAGUUGCGAAAGGACCGGGGGGUCAAAAACACAACCUCACUAUUUCCUGUUGAAAGUGAUUGGAGGGGGCAAUAGCACACUCACCUUACAGGUGAGUUUGCAUGACAAAAUCCUUCAUGGUACACCUGCGAGCACUGAGCACAACCUUCCAGCCAGAUUCUACCCUGCUAAGCAAUAUGGUUGUAUGUUUGCCACUGUUGGUACUUUGCUGGACAUUUAGGCUUACCUGCAGCAUGACCUCGCCUGCAUGGUUCCAGAACAUUUCCACUAGCCUUUUCAAUUUAUCUGGUGAUAUUAUGUUAGGUGGGCUCUUUGCCAUCAACCAGAUGACCGGCAACCUCAGCCAGAGGACUGAGCCAAAUGACAUGAACUGUGAAAGUUUGAAUGAGCUCGAACUUGGACUUGCAGUGGUGAUGAAGUUUGCUGUGGAUGAAGUCAAUGCGAACCAAGCGCUGCUCCCCGGCAUCAAGCUGGGUUAUGAAAUCCAUGACACGUGCAAACAAACUGCUGUGGUUGUGAAGCCAACUAUCUCUUUCUUGUCUGCAAAAAACAGCAGAGAGCUAUCCGUGCAGUGCAACUACACUGACUACGAGACAAGCAUGGUGGCCGUGAUUGGUCCCUUCGACUCUGAAAUGGUGUCGGUCAUUGGGAAAGUUCUGGGAUUCUUUUUAAUGCCGCAGAUCAGCUUUGGCGCCACCAGCAACAAAUUCAGCAACAAGCGUGUCUACCCGUCGUUCUUCCGCACGGUACCCAGUGACACAUUGCAAAUUAAUGCCAUGGUGCUUCUGCUGAAAGAGUUUGAGUGGAACUGGGUGGCGGUGGUGGCCAGUGAUGAAGAGUUCGGUCAACAAGGUGCACAGGAGUUUGCCAAGAAAGCCGAGACCACGUCAAUGUGCGUUGCCUACCAGGGCAUGAUUCCGGUCUAUACCGACCCUAUAGAAACGGUUAAAAAUAUUGUCGACAACAUCCAAGCCACCAAAGUCAAAGUGGUGUUGGUCUUUUCUCUUCCGGAUCCAGCUGUGGUCUUCUUUAAAGAGGUUAUCAACAGAAAAAUACAGGGUGUGUGGAUCGCCAGUGGAAGUUGGGUUGUUGACUAUCGUCUGACGUCCAUCCCCAAUAUACAAACUAUCGGUACGAUCAUCGGCUUCACCUACAAAACAAAGACCCUUGAUUUGCUCCCAGCCUACACAGAGGUUCUCUUUACAAAACUGAGUGAGCAGAAGAAUACUUCCUAUGAUACAUCAAAGGUCCAGAAUCCUUGUCCACAAUGUUGGAACUUGUCACCUGCCAACAUGAGCUUAGUCAUGGAUCCAGCAGUAAGGAGAGUAUCUUUUAGUGUGUAUGCUGCCAUCUACAGUGUGGCUCAGUCAUUGCAUAAAAUGCUUGGAUGCAAUUCUACUACUUGCAAAUGGGAUUCAGAGACCAGAAUUCUUCCUUGGAAGUUGUUACAAGUGUUACAGAACACAUCUUUUAACAUAAAUGGCAAACACUUGGUGUUUGACAGUAGCGGAAACCCCAACAUAGGUUACAGUGUGAUCCAGUGGGUUUGGACCGACUCACAUUUAGGGUUUCUGGUUGUCGGAAGCUUUGAUGAAGAGCUCAACAUCAACAAGUCUCUUUUUGUAUGGCACACUGAAAAUUCACUGGUACCUAAAUCUACCUGUUCAGCGGCAUGUGGGAUCGGUCAAGUUCGCCGAGUCAAAGGCUUUCAUUCGUGUUGUUUCGAUUGUGUUGACUGCCUGCCAGGCACUUAUCAAGCCAAAAAUGAAGACAUCCAGUGUACCCCAUGCCCAAGGGGCCAAUGGUCGCAGUCUCUAAGCACUAACUGCAGUGAACCCACCUUUGAAGUCUUAUCCUGGGACACACCUGAAGCACUUUAUCUGGCCUUAGGCGGGGCACUGCUGCUGCUGUGUCAGGUCGGUGUGGCCGUCAUAUUCCUGCUGCACUGGCGGACCCCCAUGGUGGCGGCCUCUGGCGGACCCUUGACCUUUGUGGUGCUUUUCAGCCUGAUGGGAGCCUGCCUUAGUCUAGCGCUCUUCCUGGGGCAGCCAGGGGAUUCACUGUGUCGCCUUCAGCUGCCUCUCAUCUCUAUUUUACAAACCAUUGCCCUCUCUGUUAUCACAUCCAUUUCCCUGCAGAUAUUACUAAUAACAGAAUUCCACAGCAAGGCCACCCGUCACCUACAGACACUUCGAGGUCCUGCUUGCUGGCUGUUUUUGAUCAUCUGCUGCGCCUUUCAGGCCGGUUUCUGCGGGUGGUACAUCCAAGAGGGGCCGUCUUUGUCGGAACACAUAGCUAAUAUGGAGAUAGACUUCCUGAGGGCCUUUUUGUCAUGUCCUGUCAUACCGAUGGUCGGACUGGCCUUGAUGCAAGGCCUCAACAUUUUAAUGGCCCUUAUGUCAUUCAUGUGCACUUUCAUGGCGACAAAACCUCCGCAUCAGUACUACCUUGCCAGGGACAUCACCUUUUCUGUGUUAAUAUACUGCAUUAUUUGGGUGAUCUUUAUUCCCAUCUACAUGGGUCUGACUGAAAGAAACAGGUACACAAUUUUGAUUUCCUUCAAUAUGGUUAGUAACUUUGGACUAUUUGCAGCUUACUAUUUCCCAAAAUGUUACCUACUAUUGAGGAAACCUGAGCUCAACACCUCGGAGUACUUUUGUACCUUUUUGGAAGGUGCAAUGCCAGCUAGUGUGGAGCCGCAGAAUGGCAGUGGGCAAGACCAAUAACAACCUACAAUUACACUGUAUACUACGUGUGCCAGAUUCUAUCUUUAUGUGGUAGAUUAGAUCAAGGGAAUUAAAUAAGGACAUGCAUGUUAAUAUUGCUGUUAUGUCGUGUGGCUAGGCUACUUUUUCAAUAUGGCCAGCUGGAAAUGUAUCAUGCAAUGGUCACAUACAAUACAACAUUGUAUACAUUUUAUGCACUGUAUUCACAGCCAGUUGGUAAAAACAACAUUAUUAUUACAUUUCCAAAAGUAACAUAAUGUUUAGAAGUUAUGUUUUUUCAUGCACGCAUUACUUAUUAUAUAAUAUUCAUUGCAGGUAAGCUACAUGGAAUCAGCU
Messenger RNA from Corythoichthys intestinalis (scribbled pipefish), 3244 nucleotides. Its product is annotated as taste receptor type 1 member 3. Gene Ontology annotation, biological process: sensory perception of sweet taste; sensory perception of umami taste; G protein-coupled receptor signaling pathway. Gene Ontology annotation, cellular component: plasma membrane. Gene Ontology annotation, molecular function: G protein-coupled receptor activity. Bases 284 to 2908 code for a protein of 874 amino acids. The record is from RefSeq and is a predicted model, not a curated record. NCBI's taxonomy places the organism in Eukaryota, Metazoa, Chordata, Actinopteri, Syngnathiformes, Syngnathidae. The transcript has 8 exons.